UGUUGCACGUCCAAAACUAUGCUGGGCAAGCUGUUCCUGUUUUCUUCAGUCUUUACGAGAAGAACGCAAGUCAAGACUUGGCACUGGGCAGGUGCUUCGUGUAAAUAGACUAACUACUCACAAGGCCUUUUGGUACUUGUCAGACCAGGUACUGUGAGGCGCGAGUGGGCUGAGCGCGGCGUUUGCCUUAGGGAGACUAUACGAUCGACCUGCACGAAUCUGAAGAAUGCAUCGUUGCAUGGGUGAUGCGAGAAGACAUGGACAAACCGCACGUGCCGCACCACGACCUGCUCAAAGUCCGGCACGUGCUGCAUAGACGACAGUUCGGAAACACUUAUCGAGCCGCGAAGGCGGCUGUUGGACAAGCGCGAGUUCUCCUGGACUGCUCGACUCCCCCUGCUCGGUGCCGCGUGAGCAAGCACGCCGUCGUACAACCCUGCUCGUUCUGUGUCCAGUGCCGAGAAACCAGCUUGAUCUGCUCUACAUGCGAUACGAAAGGCGGCACAAAGUCUGACGGACAUUCGUUUUACGACCACGAUCUUGUGCGGGUGCAUGAGAAGGAAGAGGCGCCGGUGCUCACUGUCGAGGAACGCAUCUCGGAACUGGAAACUAAGCUCUCGAUGUACCAGCAAUCUGUCGAGGAGCGUCUGCGGGGACUCGAAGGGAACAUGGGCGAGGUCACAAGCUUGCUGAAGCAAAGAUCAAACUCGCACUGCCCGGGCCCACGACCUCAGCAGGCGUCGACUUAGUGAGUAGGUUCUUGAUUAGAUGUGUUGAUCAGAUGGACACAGCGGUUAACUGAGGGCACGCACCGAAAUGACGCUACAUUGUCG
Messenger RNA from Mycena citricolor, 833 nucleotides. The record is from the annotation of a GenBank genome assembly. NCBI's taxonomy places the organism in Eukaryota, Fungi, Basidiomycota, Agaricomycetes, Agaricales, Mycenaceae.